Pseudo-nitzschia multistriata is the source of this 2433-nucleotide messenger RNA. The record is from the annotation of a GenBank genome assembly. NCBI's taxonomy places the organism in Eukaryota, Bacillariophyta, Bacillariophyceae, Bacillariales, Bacillariaceae.
UGAAAUGACGACCGUACUCGUACCUGUGGUAUCUUUCUGUCAUCUGUGUAUUGAGAACUGCACUUGUAUCAACAAUGACAUACUGUAAUUAUUUAAAAAAAUCGAAUGUAGGUUUGAAGUAUCAGGGCACAACAAUGCUGACAUUCUUCUUCGAAAACUGAAACUUUGAACUAAAGGUUUUGAGAGCUUUGAUAUCAGCUUCAAAGCUACCGAUAGAUCGAUCCGGUCAAUAUCGACAACGAUGAAAACUCUGGCAGCACCUGACGAUAUUGCUGUUCCACUGGUGUCUUCAGCUGGCGAAGAUACUAUACUUUCAGCAACGUCGAUUGAUGAUGAUUCUUCCUUUCAAAUGGCAUCGAAUAGAAUGGAUUCUUUGAGAUCGUCCCAAUUCUCGAGGCGGACCUCGCUCGCAGCAUUGAUCGAAGAUUGUCCUAUAUGUUUGGAUGCUAUGGGAAGUGUUGACGUAGAACACAUUUUACAAUGCGAGCGACAUUGUGGCUUCAAUAUGUGCAAAAAUUGCAUAGAUUCGCUAAUUACUUCUUCGAAGGAUGACUUUCAGAUGGCAUCAGAUGGAAACAUGCACGUAAAAGUGUACCUGCACUGUCCGAAUUGUCGAUCAGAUCUAAGCCAUAGUAUACGCCAUACUCUUUUGCUAAGAAAGGUUGACGAAUUAGAGCUCCUAACUUGUCCCGAAUCGGAGUGGACGAACUCACAGGUUCGAUUGAAAAGAGCACUCCAUACAACCGAGGUACUGAAAGCCAUUAAACACGCACGCAUUGUAGAGGCGGAAUAUUACGGUCGGGAUCUCAACGACUCAUUUAAUGACAGCGAUGAUAGCGAGACCGAUUCUCAAAUCGAGCAAUACGUAGAGCAAUGGGGAGUUGAGGUGGAUUUAACAAACGGGACCCACAAUUCUUUUGUCACCCCAAGGCCACCAGCUGUCGUUUUUCCAGAGGAGGCCAUUCGAAUUGAUCCUACUCUCUUUGCUGGGUUGGAUUCAUUCUUGAGCGAAGACGAGCAAAAGGAGGUAACUAAACUGAUGACAGGAGGAAAGCCAUCACUUUUGGUAGAGGCAGCCAAUAUUUUGUACGACACAUUACAAAAACUCUAUAAUCCGGAACCGUCAGCAACCGGGAAAAAUCUACUGAAUAGGAAGAAUAGUAGAAGAAAAUCCCUUGCACGAAAAUCGUCCGUCUUUCAGCUGAUAGCUGAGGCCGAAGUUGCCGAAGGAAAACGAGAUAAAGAAGCAAGGAAGACUGCUGAAGAAAUGCAGGCUCUACAAAAUCCCCGUUUCGCUCAACAAAGGCAGCUAGAACGUGAUUUGCGAAUCCGGGCGAACUUUCAAAAACGUUUCCCCAUUCCUGUUCGUAUGCCCAAGGCUGUAAAAUUAGACCUGUCCCUUCCAUUUGAUAUGGAACUGGUCGACUACAAUUGGGGUGGUGAGUUUUCUCGGAGAAUGAACAAAGCUGCGUUUUGUCAUUAAUUGAAGUCGCCCGCUUAAAUUUGUUUGUUACGAUUGAAUUGUUUUCGAUAGGAACUGUGAUGGAUGCUUACUCAAAGAUAUCGAUUGGAUUUGGCAGUAAAGUAACUCAACGGCGUCCAAACAACAUCAACGUCGGAACCAUUAUAGGCAGCGAGCGAAGUGUUGUAAAAUCUGCAGCAGUGGGUUGUGCAAUUGGUCUUUGCAUGAGCAGGGACGACGAUUAUGGAGAUGCUGCCAAUGACAUUUAUAUCGCGAUUCCCGGCCAAGCUCGAGUCGUAGUCUCGAACACUGGUCAUAUUGGGAAGCUUGGCGCCGUCCGUGGGGAUGUAUUGACUCAUAUCGACGGGGAAUCUAUCACUGGCAAGAAAGUUGCUGAAGUUUUGGAUAUUAUCAAUGCGAAGAAAUGUCAAGGAUCAACUCUGCUGACUCUGAAUGCCGAGUUUUCGGUAGCAGAUGCGCUAAGGCGACGUGCAAUGGCAAUUUCAGAAAUUGAGAUAAUGUGAACAAUAAUUGGUUGGAUUGUUCUUCGCAGUAACGAAGUCCAUACUCUGAAUGUUGUACAAGACGAUAACGACGACGAUGAUCAUAUCAACAAUGCAUGAGAACAGCAUUCAUACAUAAUGUGCCUAUAUACUUUUCUAUUUUUGAAUUUCACUUUCGUGAUAUUAUUUGUGAUCAAUUUCUCUGGGUCGAAUGAAGAAUUGAUGAAGGAAAAAUAGUACGGCAGAAGGCAGCUACUAUUUCUUGCCGUUUCGCGUUACUCGUAUCUUUGAACCCAAAAAAUCCAACAGAUCAACAGGAAUGGUUUUCAGCUUCCUCCUAGUCCAACAAGGAUUUGCCAUGGAAUGACUGGAACCCAAUAUGAUUCUGCUAGUAGUAGGGGUUGCCACAGCAAACCUGCAGUACAGUCCAAAAACAUUUUUCUAGUUGAAUAAAAAUUAAAAUUAUUU